This is a messenger RNA of Paraglomus occultum, 358 nucleotides long. Lineage: Eukaryota; Fungi; Glomeromycota; Glomeromycetes; Paraglomerales; Paraglomeraceae. The record is from the annotation of a GenBank genome assembly.
UAAACGGGCUACUCAAUUUAAUCAAUGUGAUGUGAACUUGCCGCCGCUCGACGUAUUCACCUCACCUGAUCCCAUUGUUUCUGACCAAGAUAAUACUUUUAGCAUUUCCGGAACUGCCACAAGUGAUAUUACCGAGGCUACUGUUGGAAUCUAUGUUUACGGCAAUAACUACUUCCGGGACUACAAAGACGAUUUUUGUAAACUCUAUGAAUCAUGUCCCGUCAAGAACAAUACUAAGUUUGACUUCCAGUUUACGGUUAAGCCAGACAACUUGCCUGCAGAUUAUAUUAUCCUGGUCGGGCUAUUUGAUACCGAAGUAAUCACGUAUUGCGCUGACACGAUGCCGUCGUCGAAAUAA